ACAGAGUCCCGGACCAGGAUCAAUCCGUUCUCCGUCACUGGCAGAGGAGGAUAAUGCAAGUCACAAGAAGCGCGGGAAGCUGGCUAAUUAAGGUCCGCGGAUGAUUCGUCAGCCCCUUGUGAAGAAGGUUCGGACAACUGGCUCAGAAUCCCUUCGUGGGUUCUCCUUACCCACACGAGAUACAGCUCGAGAUGUCAGCUUCGCGGCCCGGCCGAGGCCUCGGAGUCGGAGGCUUAGGGGACUUUGCCCCCGAGCCCUCAGCCAUCCGGAAGCGAAGAGUUAAUCCAGCAGGCAGCAAGCUCGCCGCCGCGCCGCUAGGGGGCGACGCCCCGCACUCCGGCGAUCACGUGGUGCCGAGGGCGGAACCAAGCACCAGACUGGCCAAUAGGAACCGGGAGCGGGGUCCCGGGACUAGAAGAAACGGCGGCCGGGAGGGUGCUACGAGAUCAUGGGGCUUCUGACCAUUCUGAAGAAGAUGAAGCAGAAAGAACGAGAGCUGCGGCUGCUCAUGCUUGGCUUGGACAAUGCUGGCAAAACAACCAUCCUUAAGAAGUUCAACGGGGAAGAUGUGGAUACCAUCUCCCCAACGCUGGGCUUCAACAUCAAAACCCUAGAGCACCGGGGAUUCAAACUGAACAUCUGGGAUGUGGGUGGCCAGAAGUCUCUGCGCUCCUACUGGCGGAACUACUUUGAGAGCACAGAUGGCCUCAUCUGGGUGGUGGACAGUGCCGACCGCCAGCGCAUGCAGGACUGUCAGCGUGAGCUGCAGAGCCUGCUGGUGGAGGAGGUGCGCCCUGGGCUUCUGCCUGCAGCGUGUGCAGUGAUUCGCCAGGAUAGUGAAGCGGCGCCUGGCUGGAGCGACCCUCCUCAUCUUUGCAAACAAGCAGGACCUGCCUGGAGCACUGUCCUCUAAUGCUAUUCAGGAGGCCCUGGACCUGGCCUCCAUCCGCAGCCACCACUGGCGCAUCCAGGGCUGCAGUGCCGUCACCGGGGAGGACCUGCUGCCUGGUAUCGACUGGCUCCUUGAUGACAUUUCCAGUCGUGUCUUUACUGCCGACUGAGCUUCUCCAGUGUCCCCAGCUCACUGUCCAGGCCCCUACCCUCAUCAGAUGCCAGCCUGGGGGGACAGGCACCAACCGGCCAGACUAACACUCCCAACCCUGCCGUGAUCUGCUGCUGCUACUGCUGCUCCCCCGACCCCCAGGUGAAGGCUGUCACCCUGGCUCCCAGAGUGGCCUGCAGCUGCCAUGCCAAAAGGAAAGGCUGGACUGGGAGGGACUACUUGCUGCUACCAAGGUCCUUGGUGUCGCCUCUGUCCAGCAGUGAGAAUAAAGCACUCCUUUCCCA
This is a messenger RNA of Myodes glareolus (Bank vole), 1347 nucleotides long. RefSeq names its product ARF like GTPase 2 (gene Arl2). Gene Ontology annotation, molecular function: GTPase activity; GTP binding. NCBI's taxonomy places the organism in Eukaryota, Metazoa, Chordata, Mammalia, Rodentia, Cricetidae. The record is from RefSeq and is a predicted model, not a curated record.